This is a messenger RNA of Neodiprion virginianus, 1644 nucleotides long. Its product is annotated as segmentation polarity homeobox protein engrailed. Gene Ontology annotation, biological process: embryonic morphogenesis; regulation of transcription by RNA polymerase II. Gene Ontology annotation, cellular component: nucleus. Lineage: Eukaryota; Metazoa; Arthropoda; Insecta; Hymenoptera; Diprionidae. The transcript is spliced from 2 exons. Gene Ontology annotation, molecular function: RNA polymerase II transcription regulatory region sequence-specific DNA binding; DNA-binding transcription factor activity, RNA polymerase II-specific. The coding region runs from base 1 to 615 and encodes 204 amino acids. The record is from RefSeq and is a predicted model, not a curated record.
AUGAGCGAAGCCCGCCGUUCCCAGAGGCUGUCGACGGACUUCAGCAUUGCCCGGAUCCUCGCCGCCGACGAACCCUGCUCCACCUCCUCGACGUCGUCCUCUUCCGGGGGUAGCCGCGUCCCGCAGUUGCCGAGUAGUUGCCCCUGCUGUCCAACCCCGCUUUCCGCACCCUUCGUCGUCGCCGUUCCCGAGCAGAGGGAAACCGGUGCGGAAUGCCCGUCGCCGCCUCGACCAUCAGAUUCCGGAACGAACGCCGGCGCCGUUGCUCAGGAUAAUUCGGAGAGGAACGACCUGCCCUGGCUCCACUGCACCAGAUACCGACCACCCAGGCUACCGAAGAGGUCGACGGCCGGGAAAACGUCCAAGAGACGACCCGGGAAACAUCCAAGGAUACCUUUCACCGCCUUCCAACUAAAAAUUCUCGAAGACAAGUACAGCAAGGGCGCGUACCUCGCCAGAAGAGACGUUCUACAACUUUCCACGGUACUCAGGCUUCCUCAGAGUAGAGUAAAAAUUUGGUUUCAAAAUCGACGUGCACGAGAACGACGAGAAUCAUUGCAAUCGAGGAACGACGUUCCGAAGUCCGCUAAGAGUCCGAGUAACGUUCAAAUCUAAAGAAUCAAAUUUUUUAAAAAUAAGGAAAGCAAAACCGAACGCAAAUUUUGAGGUAACACUAACUCGAUCGGAAAAAAAAAGAAAAUAAUACGCUGAACCCGUAAACUUUAUUGUAGUAUCAUUAAUAUUUAUUAUUAGCUUGAAGAUAGCUUAUAUCAUUCAAUUACUGUAUCUUUAGGAAAUAGCGGAUUGGAGUGGAUAUGAGAGAAAAAAUAAAUAAACUCGACGCAAUUAUGUUACAUUGGUAAUAUUAAUCUUAAUACUUAUUAAAUAUUUGUAUAGUUACAAUUCAAUUAAUAUUGUUUAUAAUAAAAUGAUGCUUCAAUACUAAUUGAAUUACGAAGAGAUAGCGAAUAAAACGUAGCAUGAACCAACAACAUGAUUGUUCAUUGGUUCUCAAUUUCGGAUAAGCAAAGCUUGUGCCUUCUGCCCCUUGAAUUCAAUUUUUAUUUAUAGAUACAUAUUCAGCAAAUUAUUUUCGUCUUUUCUGUGCUUAAUGGAUCUCAUUGAAAUUUGAAGGAGAACGAGCCGAGUAACGGGUUUUGAUACGAAAAGUACUUAUACAGAAAUAAUGGAGGACGAAAAACCCGCCAGUAACGUAAAUUAAAUACUGUUCCCGUUGCGUUCAACUGUAAAUAUGACCUUGCGUUUGCGACGUUGCAGCUAUUUGACUAUAACAAUUCGUUCCUACCGCAGUUUUUCAAUAUCAACUAUUCUAUAUAUAAUAGUGAAUUACACAUUCACUAUUCAAAGAUAGACGAUUUGUAAUACAUCCACAGUCUGCGAUACUUGUCAUUGAAUUGAGUGCACGUAUGAUUUGAACAAUUUAUUAUUAAUUUAACUGGAAAUUUCAAUAACUCGCUUAUUACAUAGUUUUAAUAAAUAGGCAGAUAUCUUUACUACGCUGUUUUGUUAACCAAGCCUAACGUCGAAUGCAUAUUUUUCCCGAUUAUUAUAUCACCGUCUAUUGUGCGUGUCAGCUGGCAAUUAUAAACAGUACACUUGAAAUCUGCGUUAAAAUUACUUGAA